Messenger RNA from Aureobasidium melanogenum CBS 110374, 1314 nucleotides. Its product is annotated as zinc-regulated transporter 2. The coding region runs from base 1 to 1314 and encodes 437 amino acids. The transcript is spliced from 2 exons. The record is from RefSeq and is a predicted model, not a curated record. Gene Ontology annotation, molecular function: zinc ion transmembrane transporter activity. Gene Ontology annotation, biological process: zinc ion transmembrane transport. Lineage: Eukaryota; Fungi; Ascomycota; Dothideomycetes; Dothideales; Saccotheciaceae. Gene Ontology annotation, cellular component: plasma membrane.
AUGCGACAAGACAACGCGGCCUCAUGGAGCGAUAUUCCGACUUCUGCGCUGCGAGCUGAACUGCUACGUCGACAAGCAGUCGACCAUGACCGGCCUACUUGUGGCACCACUGGUACCACCAACGACUACAACAUGCCUCUGCAUGUCUUCGCGCUGGUUCUGAUUCUUGUGCUCAGUACACUAGCAUGCUCGUUCCCAAUUCUUGUUCGACGGCUUCCUCGGAUGCCCGUACCUCGCCAAUUCCUAUUCCUGUCCCGGCACUUUGGCACCGGUGUCUUGAUCGCGACCGCCUUCGUCCAUCUCCUGCCCACCGCUUUCAAUUCCCUCACGGAUCCGUGCCUCCCACCAUUCUGGAAUCAUGGAUAUCCCGCCAUGGCUGGCUUCAUCGCUAUGGUUUCUGUCAUGGUAGUCGUGGGCGUAGAAAUGUUCUUCGCUAGCAAAGGAGCUGGUCAUUCUCACUCGAGCGAAUAUCUAUCUCCUGGCGAACAACAUGAAGACAUGGUCCCCUUGAGAAGCAGCAAUCGCGAGGGUCUUUCGAGACCACUACACAGAAGGAGUGACAGUUAUCGACCAUUUAGUCAGGGACAAAUAGGAGCUGAUGAGGAUAACACUGAUAACAUGGCAUUGCAAGAAAAUGGGAGUUACACCGACACAGAACCGCUGGCUCAAAAGGGUCGUACCAGUCUAGAUGAUACAGGCAGCAACUCGGAUCUUGAUCUUGAUGAGCUGGAUCCUCACAUGAAUGGUCAUGGCCACGGCCAUGGACAUGCUAUCGAGCCGAGUCUGGAACGAACUGGUUCGCCUUCCGAGCAACAGCAUCAACAAAAGAUGCUGCUGCAAUGUUUACUGCUGGAAGCCGGGAUUCUCUUCCAUAGUGUCUUCAUAGGCAUGGCGGUGUCGGUGGCAACAGGCACAUCGUUCAUCGUCUUGCUUGUAGCCAUCUCAUUCCACCAGACCUUUGAAGGGCUGGCUCUGGGUUCUCGCAUUGCUGCAAUCACAAUAUUUCCAAAGCGGUCACCGCGGCCCUGGCUGAUGGCGCUAGCCUAUGGAACGACCACACCGUUAGGACAGGCUAUUGGACUUCUUGUACAUAAUCUUUACGAUCCAUACAGUCAGACGGGUUUACUCAUGGUAGGCAUCAUGAAUGCAAUCAGUAGCGGGUUACUGUUGUUUGCUGGAUUGGUUGAGUUGUUAGCAGAGGACUUUUUGAGCGACGAAAGCUAUGUGGUCCUUAAAGGACGAAAGCGACUUCAGGCUUGUGGUUCUGUGGUCGCUGGAGCUUUGUUAAUGGCGCUGGUCGGUGCAUGGGCUUAG